This is a messenger RNA of Trichomonas vaginalis G3, 1308 nucleotides long. RefSeq names its product transmembrane protein 181 family. The transcript has a single exon. Bases 1 to 1308 code for a protein of 435 amino acids. NCBI's taxonomy places the organism in Eukaryota, Parabasalia, Trichomonadida, Trichomonadidae. Gene Ontology annotation, molecular function: toxic substance binding. The record is from RefSeq and is a predicted model, not a curated record.
AUGAAAGAAGGAAUGGAUUGGGAUUUGAAACAACUGAAACCAGUUGAAAAUACUCCAGCAGAAGAGAAUUCAGCAAUUGUAGCUGAUGCUUGGAAGUCUAAACAAGUGACUCAUGUAUUAAUAUGCUUCCUUAUUACUGCAAUUGUUUUGAUUUCGAUUUCAUUUGUUGGUCCACCUUCUUCUAUUAAAUCAUCAUCUACUUCCAAAUUACCAGUGUAUGCUGGAAGUGGUCCUUUUGAUAUGAAACUCGCUGUAACAAAAGUUUCACCAUUUAAUCAAAAAAUUUCAGUUUUCGUUCGUUUUCUUACCAGUGAAGCUAUGUACGAUUAUGCAAAACCAUUUGUAAAUAGUGGAAAGAUGCUUUUCACUCCAAAAGUACAAAACAAAUCCCUUCCAACUCGAAUUAUGAAAUUUUCGAAUCUUACAUUCGACAUAUAUAGCAGAAAAUAUGUUGAACUAUUCGAAGAAAACAUGAUUUAUUUCGAUGAAUUUGAUUUAGUGACAUCUUUUGAAAAAGGUUGCGAAUCUUGCGUCGAAAUGGAGUAUGCAACAGUUUAUACAUCAGUUUCGUCAACAUUUUAUGAUAUAUGGACUCGACUUGCAUUUACUAUUGCUCUUUCAAUAAUUUUAUUUAGAAGUUCAACAUAUAAUUUUAUUUCGACUCUCCCUUACAAGACAAACACUUACUUAUUGCUUUUCAUCGUAAUUUUAGCUAAUAAUCCAUUGCAUAUACUCAGUUUCUCUUUUUUGAGCCAAUAUUUCUAUUUAUAUGAUAAAAUUAUAGAAAUCGUUGAGCAGUCGUUUAUUAUCUACUAUUCACUUUGGAUUAUUCAGACACUUACUGAUUCUCAAAUUUCUGCUUCUUUCUUUGGAAUGAUUUCAAUUUCGAUCUUAGGCUUUAAUUUAUACAAUAACUACUACCCCGAAAUAGUUAUUGGAUCAGGAAAUACUAUUACCCCUGAGAUGGAACUCGGUUUAUAUACAGGAGCCAUUUUAUUGGUUGGAUUAGUACUUUCUUUCUUCAUAACAACUGAUUUACCAGAUCUACAAGAGCGCAGCAGGAGAUUAGUUUACUUUGCAACCAUUUUUAUUACAAGAAUUCCAUUUUAUUUAGCAAUCUUCGUUCCAAAGAAAUUCCUACCGAACCAAACAUCUUUGGUAUUAAAAUAUCUUUCAAAUAACUUGUUUGCAGCGUUAAUGCUUUUCAUAAACCUCAAAUUACCUUGGAAAGCACUUAAUUCUUACGUUGAUCCUUCAGAACAGCCAGAUGGAAUAGAAGAGUUGCAGCCACAAGAACUAGCAGCUUAA